Messenger RNA from Stegodyphus dumicola, 2888 nucleotides. RefSeq lists its product as uncharacterized. Lineage: Eukaryota; Metazoa; Arthropoda; Arachnida; Araneae; Eresidae. The record is from RefSeq and is a predicted model, not a curated record.
GGAAACGUUUGACGUAUCGCCUCUUCUGUUUAGCCCAAGAUACUGAACUGAAUGGAGAGCCUUUGGAACUGAAUGGAGAACACGAAAAAAUUCUAUUACAACAAAAAUAUUUCAGCAGAGCAAAAUUCUGUGCUUUCCCACCUGACCCGCCGGUGUACUUUGAUGGAAAUUGCUAGAAAUAGUGAAGAAAAGAGAAGGUCACUGUCUCGAACAUCUAGCAUGGAUAGCAUUCAUCAGGCCUGUACAUCAACUGAGAAAGGAUCAGCAGCAGAUUUGUCAUCACAAUCAAUGUCAAAAGGCAAACAGAACACACCUGCUUCCUCAGAAAAUGCUGUUACUAAAAAGGAAUCGUCAUCACCAGUGCUUUACAAAAAUGACAAAUGUAUUUCAGCAACGGAGGAAGAAUUGGUUCAUGAUUCUGGAAAUGCCAAGAGCGUUUGUAAUUCUCCUUUCUUUGCCAGUAAGAUUAAACGUUCAGAUCUGUUGGGUGAUCGUGAAGCAAAACUUUUAUCUGUAUCCUCAGAUUCCCUUUCCCCCAAACGGAUGUCUCGUUGUUAUUACGCUAUUAUUGUAUCGAUAAUUUGCCUUUGCCUGAUAGGAGUUAUGGGCGUGGUUAGUGGUCUUAUUUAUUUAAAUGUCUUUACUGAAAAUGGAAAAUGGAAUAGUAUUUCAACUAUGAAGUCAUUACUUAGUGGUAGAUAUCCAGCUUCGAGUGGAGCUCAGCAUUUUAAAAUGAAUAAAGAAACAGAUGUUGAACAUGGUAGUAAAACUCAAAAAGAAAAUCCUAGUCAUUUUGAACCUUCUGUAACUCUUAAUAAAAGCAAUUUGAAUAACAAAAUUAUAGAUAUUAAAUUCGACAACAUAUCUGUUAAUCUAUCUGAUUCAAGUUCAGUAUUUAUAGAAACUCCUACCAAUGAAAUUACAUUGCAUACUAUAUUACAAGUGGAGGAUACUGCCAAACAAUUCCCGAAAAUUAGCGUUUUGGAAUCGAGUAGGAGAGUGAGAGAGAACGAAAAUAUCACCAGCAAUAUAUAUGGAACAGAAGGGUUUAUCAGAAAGGAUCAUAUACUCGUUAGUGAUCAAAUUAUACAAAAACACAUAUUUAAUAUUACUUCUCCAAAUAAGGCAGUUAAGAAUUCCAUCCAUUCGUCUGAUGCAACGAUACACUCUGCUGUUAAAGGUAUGCUUCAGAAUGAUAGUGAAGUAUUUAUGAAAGAAAAACAAGCUGAGAAGAAUCAGAAGCACGAUUUCGCUCAGUCAGAGUCAGAACAAGCUAUUUUACCUACGACUACUUUGAAAGCAAAAGAAAUUAAAUACGCCACAUUGAAUAAAGCAAAUACACCAGCUACAACGCCUAUUAUUUCUGCUACAAGCAUCAAAGACGAAUUGAUCGCUGUUGCUCAGUUUUCUAGUCAAAGUAUGAAUCGAGAUAAUCUGUCAUUAAGCACUUUUAAUCUCGAUAUUCCUAAUCUUAGUUCCAUGAGUGAACAUCGUGAAUCUAUGUUCAAAAGUGAAGAAAGGCCUAAUGCGUUUUUAAAGCAAACUUCAACAACUGUUACCACUCAUCUACCCAAAAUUCCUAUUGAUAUGAAGUCUUCUUUGGCUGAAGCUUUGAAGCACUUGCAGGUUCUCGAUAACAGUAGUAAACUACCUACUUCUCGCAAAAAAUCCAUUAAAUUACCUAAACUGAGCAUUAAUUCUCCCAGUUCGGAGAAUAUAAAGAGUAAAGUACAAGUUGUUCCGAAAACUACCUCGUCAACCAACGAGUUUGAGAUAACAGCCCAGCUUGAAACUGGAAAGUUUAAUUCGAUUGUAACACCAGAUGGUGUAAUAAUUCCAAUUCCCAUUCAGUAUAUGACUAGCACAAAGUUAGAGGAAAGUCCCACAACUAAGCAGCCUGUGAUUACAAGAAGUCAAAUGGAUAUAAAAUCCUCCCUUGCCGAAGCUUUAAAACAUCUUCGAAUGUUACCUAAGGGGAGUAAAUUACCAUCACCACGUGUGAAAUCUGCCAGUCUGCCGAAAGUACCAGUUUUAAGUCCUAGCAUAGAAACGUUUCCUGAAGGAAAACGUGCUGCUGCUAAUCCUUUAAAGAGUAACAGACUCAGAGCUGAAUAUGGAAAACCCAAUAUUAACGGAGUAUCCGAAUCAGUAACAGAACAUUAUUCUGGAAUAUCUUCGCAUGCAAAUUUUGCUAAUAAACUUAAAUUAGAACUCGAUGAAUUGGCUGAUGUUCCAUCUGGUGUAAUAUUUAACCAACCUAAGAAACCAUUUGGUUUAAUAUCAUCACUAGGUGACGCUUUGAAAUAUAUGCAAAAUUUGGAUCAGUUGAAUAGAUUACGUUCAACUCCACGCCAAAAGAAAUUUAUUAAAACUGAAAAAUAAUCAGUUAAGAAAAAUCUUCGUUAUAGAAUACAUUUAGAACUUUCGUUUAUCUGCUUUUUAUUCAAAACUUUUUAUUCAUUUAGUUUUUAAGGCGUUUUAAAUCACCAAGACUUUAAAUAAAUUUAUACAGAAUUUAACUAAAAAUCUUUGUCUUUGAAUGUUUUAUCACAUAAACCAAAGAACAUACAGCAGUUUAGGUAAGUGUCACGCGCAAUUCAAAAUAUGUGAUUUUUCAUUGCAAUUCAUACAGAAAUACUGCAUUUUCAUAUGAAAGACUGUAGCAGAAUUUGCUCGCACUUUCGACAUCUAAGUUAUUUUUCAAAUGAGUUACAACUAGUACCUUUUAACGCGUUUUCUCUAAUUGUAUUUUCUUGAGAUGCAUUCUUCCCAAACAGUGACACGCAGACCCAUCUUAACAGAAUAACUCUCCAUCUCGACACUUGUAGUGUUGUAGUCUUUGCCGAUACAAAUAAAUCAGAAGUUUCACAAUAAGGGCCUCUGCACUU